Suillus fuscotomentosus is the source of this 288-nucleotide messenger RNA. RefSeq lists its product as uncharacterized. The transcript has a single exon. Bases 1 to 288 code for a protein of 95 amino acids. The record is from RefSeq and is a predicted model, not a curated record. NCBI's taxonomy places the organism in Eukaryota, Fungi, Basidiomycota, Agaricomycetes, Boletales, Suillaceae.
AUGGGAGACCCUUUGGCAGAACGCGCGAUGGAAUUACUCCACCGGAAGUCAGGACAUUACCUAGGCGAUGAUGCUGACAAAAUCCCUGACCUGGAGCAAUUCUUGGUGUAUCGGGUCUCGGAUUCCAAGCACACUAUAAUGGAUCGUGAGGAUAGGAGAGAUCCAGAAUUAAUGAUACUUACCUCGUCGUUGUUAAACCCCAGAUUCUGCUUAGAAGGGUGGUAUUCUCAACAUGUAGGGCAACUCCGAGGAUAUCUCCCUCAGGAGAUUCGAAAAAUGAGAACCUGA